AUGAGAACAGGAGGUUGUGCAGUGCAACAAGCUCUAACAGCUGAGGCCGCCGGCACCGUAAAACAAGCGGUGGUGCUAGCUAAGCGGCGCGGACAUGCACAGGUGACUCCUCUGCAUGUAGCCAAUACCAUGCUGGCGGCCACCACCGGUUUGCUCCGAAUAGCCUGCCUUCAGUCCCAUUCACACCCUCUUCGGUGCAAUGCCCUCGAACUCUGCUUCAACGUCGCGCUCAACCGCACCCCGGCAUCUGCUUCCAGCCCUAUUUUAGGCCAUCGUCAUUCUCAAAUUCCCUCCUUUUCAAACGCGCUGGUGGCGGCCUUCAAGCGCGCCCAAGCGCACCAGAGACGCGGCUCCAUCGAGAAUCAGCAGCAGCCUAUUCUUGCUGUGAAAGUAGAGUUAGCCCACCUCAUAAUUUCCAUUUUAGAUGAUCCUAGUGUUAGUAGAGUCAUGAGAGAAGCUGGGUUUUCGAGUACUCAAGUGAAAAGAAAUGUAGAAAAAGCUGUUUCUUCAAGCAAUAGACCCAAAGAAAAUAAACUUCUGUCCCUGUCCCCAUCUCCAUCCCCAUCACCUCCUACUAGUGAUCAAACUGGAGGAAACAAUAUCAAGCCAACUGCAUACGAAUCAGUGAAAAAUGAAGAAAUAAACAGCGUGAUCAACAAUUUAAUGAACAGGAGAAGGAAAAGUAUUGUUAUAGUAGGUGAGUGUGUCACUGAUAUAGAAACUGUAGUUAGAGGAUUAAUGAAUAGGGUUAAAAAAGGAGAAAUUCCUGAGGAUUUGGGGGAAGUAGAACUCAUAAGUAUCCCACCUUAUUCAUUCUGCAAUCUUCAUAGAGAAGAAGUUGAAAAGGAAAUGACAGAACUAACCUGUCUUCUGAAAAGUCUGGUGGGAAAAGGAGUUGUUUUGUAUUUAGGAGAUGUCAAGUGGCUUCUUGAUCAUAGGGUUAGUUCUGGUAUAUACUCUCCUGUAGAGCACAUGAUCAUGGAGCUUGGGAGAUUGGUUCAUGGAAUUGAAGGGAUUGGAAGGUUUUGGCUUAUGGGAAUUGCGACUUUUCAGACUUACAGGAGGUGUAGAACAGGCCAUAAUUCACUUGAAACUGCUUGGGGUUUGCAUCCUGUCACAAUACCUGCAGACAGUUUGGGAUUGAGUCUAAAUCCUCACAGUAAUGAACAAAUUGAGGCAAGAAACAACAACGAAGAAAAUGAUACUUGUCAAUUAUUGCUUUCAACUGGAGAAGAAAAGCUCCCUUGCAGGGCUGAUUAUUCACCAAAAUUCCAAAUUCAAACUCCAGAUUCACAUGCUAGCAUUUGCAACAGUGAGCCCACAUUGUCAAGCUUGCCUCCUUGGCUUAGGAAUGAAAGUAAAAGACUUAAUACUGAUGAUCAGAACUGUGUCUCAGUGGGAGAAAUAUGUAAAAGAUGGAAUUCAAGAAGUGAUUCAGUCCAAAACCAACCUUCACCGUUUGGUACAACCCUAUGCGUUUCUUCUGCAUCAUCACAGAACCCUAAUUUGCUGUUAAGCCAUUUCCCAUUGCUAGAAUCCACACAGCCAUCGGAGAAUCAGCAAUGGCCAUCUACUGCCCCUAAUUCUGCAGCUUCUUCAAGUGACGUGAUGGAUACGGACGAUUACAAGCAAAAGUUUAAAGAAUUCACUGCUGAAAACCUGAAUAUCCUUUGCAAUGAAUUGAAGAAGAAGGUCCCAAGGCAGAAAGAAAUUAUUCCUGAAAUUGCUGAAACUAUAUUAAUAUGCAGGUCUGGAAUGUUAAGAAAAGACAAGAAACAAGAAACAUGGUUAUACUUCCAAGGCCUUGAUAUAAAAGCUAAACAGGAAAUAGCAAGGGAAUUGGCAAAAAUAGUUUUCGGUUCGUAUUCAAACUACGUAGCAGUUAAUUUACUGAGCAGUUUUUCAUCCACAACAAGGGAAGAUUCAGUUCAAAGAUUUGCCCAAGAAGUGACCGCUAAUCCUCAUCGUGUAUUUUUCAUCGAAGAUUUGGAGCACACAGAUUAUUGCUCUAAAACCUGCAUAAAAAUGGCAAUUAAGAGGGGAAGAAUAGGGAAUGCAGAUGGUGUAGAAGUUAGUCUUUGUGAUGCCAUUGUCAUAUUGAGCUCUGAGAGUAUUGGUUCAAGGACAUGUUCUUCUUUUACCAAGCAAAAGUCUGAUGAAUCAAUGGUGGAAAAAGGUUGUGUUUCAUUGGAUUUGAAUCUGUCUUUUGAUGCUCAUGAUAGUACUGUUUGUGUUGAAGAUGAGUCCAUUAACGAUCAAGAUAUGGGGCUUCUUGAAAAUGUUGAUAGAUGCAUAGUCUUUAAUUAA
Messenger RNA from Fraxinus pennsylvanica, 2307 nucleotides. The record is from the annotation of a GenBank genome assembly. Lineage: Eukaryota; Viridiplantae; Streptophyta; Magnoliopsida; Lamiales; Oleaceae.